CUAGUAGUUAACCAUCAUGUAUCAACCUAGCGAUAAACCAUUUUUUGAAGCUGACAAGAAUUUGGUCUAACCUAACGCGUUUUCUAACUAUUUAGGUAGCAGAGCAGAGCACUUAAUUAAGUAGGAACCUUUCAUUGUCAAAAACAAACACAGAAACCUGUUUGGGCAAGUGAAUAAAACGCCACAACAGAACAAUAAUUUCCCACACUCCUGUAGUCGCGAGAGACACGAUCCAAAACUAUAACAUCAUCCUAGGCAAAAACAGUGUGCUAAAAUUUAACGACCAUGAACGACACGUGCCCACAAUAUGUUCUGUCGUUUUCUAGCCUAAGUGAGUCCAUAUAUGGCGAGGAAUUUGCCUGAACGAUAAAGAAACAACGACAUAGAGAGAUAACUAUCUAUCUACCUACCACUCUGUAUUUCCAUGGAAGAUCCUGAGCUCACGAAGCUAGGAAGCUCUCUCCCUGUGGCUUGCGUUCAAGAACUGGCCAAGAACCCCAUCGCAGCCAUCCCGCCACGCUACCUUCGUCCUGAUCAGGACCCUCCAAACGUCACUUCCCCACUUCAGAUCCCUGUCAUCGAUUUGCAGAAACUGUCAUCUCCUCCUCGCCAUGGCGAUGAUGGUGAUCUUACUCCAGAGCUGGACAGGCUCCAUGCCGCUUCCAGAGAUUGGGGCUUCUUCCAGUUGAUAAACCAUGGCGUAAGCGAGUCGUUGACAGACAGGGUGAAAGCAGAGGUGGAGGGGUUCUUCAACCUGCCGAUGGAAGAGAAGCGAAAGUAUUGGCAGAAACCUGGAGAGAUGGAGGGAUUCGGGCAGGCGUUCGUGGUGUCCGAGGAACAGAAGCUUGAUUGGGGAGAUCUGUUCUACACGACCGCCCUUCCAAAACAUCUCCGAAAGCCUCACCUCUUCCCUCAGCUGCCUCUCCCGCUCAGGGAAACAUUGGAAGAAUAUUCAGCAGCACUCAAGGCACUGGCAAUGACCAUUCUCGGUCUAAUGGCGGAAGCUCUGAGGAUAGACCAGGGCGACAUGAAGGUGUUGUUCGAGGAAGGGUGGCAGAAGUUUCGAAUGAACUAUUAUCCUCCAUGCCCGCAGCCGGAGCUGGUGAUGGGUGUCAACUCUCACUCCGACGCCGUUGGUCUCACCAUUCUGUUGCAAGUAACGAAUGAUACUCAUGGUUUGCAGGUUAAGAAAGACGGUCACUGGGUUUCAGUUGUUCCUCUCACAAACGCGUUCAUUGUCAACAUUGGUGAUAUUCUGGAGAUAGUGAGCAAUGGGAUAUACAAGAGCGCCGAGCAUCGGGCCACCGUCAACUCUGACAAGGAACGGAUUUCGUUCGCCACUUUCCUGAGCCCAAAGCUGGACGGGGACUUGGGCCCGGCCCCUAGCCUGCUGAUAAAUACCCAAGCCCAACCAGAGUACAGAAGGAUCGGCGUCGCCGACUACUUCAAGGGCUACUUCGGCCGGCAGCUCGCCGGCAAAUCUUACGUCGAUGUCAUGAGGAUUCAUCAACAUUAAUCAAUUACUCCAAAAGCAGGCCCAACACGAUGUGAUUGAUAUUGUCAUUUCUCUUCUAUCUGCUACGGGGAUGGAAUUAGGUGCUAACCCUUAUAGGGGUUAGCACCGUGAUAACUAGCAAAAAACGUUAUUAAAAAUAACGAAAUCACUACGGAUUAUUAUAAAAUCAAUACAACAUCUAAGCUAAAUCACUACUAAUUCAAACUAGUAGUAGUUUUUCCCUUGGUUAGGACGGUGCUAACUAUUGUACAAUUAGCACCGUAGCCGUUCCCUCUGCUACGACUCUUAAUAAGAUGGGUUAUAGGCA
This is a messenger RNA of Linum trigynum, 1823 nucleotides long. The record is from the annotation of a GenBank genome assembly. NCBI's taxonomy places the organism in Eukaryota, Viridiplantae, Streptophyta, Magnoliopsida, Malpighiales, Linaceae.